Messenger RNA from Diprion similis, 722 nucleotides. It is a transcript of the gene Mpc1, whose product is annotated as mitochondrial pyruvate carrier 1. Gene Ontology annotation, biological process: pyruvate import into mitochondria. The transcript has 3 exons. Gene Ontology annotation, cellular component: mitochondrial inner membrane. The record is from RefSeq and is a predicted model, not a curated record. NCBI's taxonomy places the organism in Eukaryota, Metazoa, Arthropoda, Insecta, Hymenoptera, Diprionidae. Bases 105 to 422 code for a protein of 105 amino acids.
AGCAUUUUCUUUUUCAUUUACCUAUUCUUUCUGGAAUCGGUGAUCUUUCAGAUUAUUCUUCAAUCGUUCUUCGGCUACAAAAUUGGCAAAAAGAAAACAUCAAAAUGAGUCGGAUAUUGAGAGUAUUCAAGAGCAAAGAGACCCGCGACUAUUUUAUGAGCACCCAUUUCUGGGGGCCCAUUGCCAAUUGGCUUAUUCCAAUCGCUGCUAUCGCUGAUAUUCAGAGAGAUCCGAAAUUUAUCAGUGGUAAAAUGACACUAGCGUUAUGUUUGUAUUCGGCAAUGUUUAUGAGAUUUGCGAUCAAGGUCCAGCCGCGUAACUUGCUCCUGUUUGCUUGUCACUUUGUCAACGAAGGUGCCCAACUCACACAGGGAGCUCGUUUUAUAAACUAUCAUUACAGAGAGAAGAAGAAAGAAGAAUAACUUGUUUGGAUAAAGAGUAACAUAAGAACUUGGAAAGUGCUCGGUUGCCAAGUGAACCAUAGUAUGCAUGGCAUACAUUAUAUAAAAUGGUAGAUUCUCCACAAUUUCUUGUAUAUUCGUAUAUAUUCGUAUAAUGAAGCUAAAGCUUUCCCAGUAAUCACAAAAUAAGAGGGUCUACUUACAGUUCAAUCAGGCUAAAUCAGUUAAUUUUACUGCAUCGUACUUAUACCUGGCACUCUGCUACAUCCAGGUGUCAAGAUCAUGAUGUAGUAAAAUAAAGGAUAUGAUAAACGGUGGCCC